GCGGCAGCCAUGGAUAUUAUCUUCCUUUCCAUUUCCCUCUCUAUGCUAUCUAUCUUUCUUGCCUUCAUCUUUCUUCUUCGACCACCUCGCCAAAACCUUCCACCAACCCCAUUUUUUUCUCUUCCAAUUAUUGGUCAUCUCCAUCUCAUCAGACACCCUCUCCAUCGAAUCCUUCACAACCUCUCCAAAACCUAUGGACAUGUCUUCUCCCUCCGAUUCGGUUCACGGAUCGUUGUAGUUGUAUCAUCGCCUUCGGUCGUACAAGAAUGCUUUACAAAGAACGAUAUUGUUCUUGCAAAUCGCCCAUUGUUGGGCACCGGAAAGCACUUAGCAUACAACCAUACCACCAUGGCCGUCGCCCCUUAUGGCGAUCACUGGCGAAACCUUCGUCGAAUCGGUGCCCUCGAGAUUUUCUCUACGAGUCGGCUAAAUCUAUUCUUGGGAAUUCGAGAGGACGAAGUUAAACGCUUGAUGCUUAGAUUACGUGGGAGUUCGUCAGAAGAAUUCACUCUAGUCGAGCCCGAGACCAUGUUCUUAGAUCUUAUGUACAAUGUUAUUAUGAGAAUGGUGGCGGGGAAUAAGCCUUACGAACACGAUAAGGGACGAUCGAGGGAAUUUAGAGAGCUCGUGACAAAGAUUAUGGCGGUUGGUGGGACAACAAAUCCAGGAGACUUCAUACCAAUAUUGAAUUGGAUUGAUCCCACAGGUUUGGAGAAGAAGAUUAUGAAGCUUGGACGGAAAAUGGAUGAACUUCUUCAAGAAUUAGUUGAUGGGAUAAGAUAUCAAAAGGGUGCAGGAAACACUAUGAUUGAUCGCUUACUUCAUUUGCAAAAAACUGAGCCUCAAAAUCAUACCGACCAAAUUAUCAAAGGCCUAAUACAAAUCACAUUAAUAGCAGGGAUUGACACAACAGCGGUAACCUUAGAAUGGGCGCUCUCACAUCUACUCAACAAUCCAGAGGUUUUGGAGAAAGCAAAAGUCGAGAUAGACAGUUCCAUUGGACAAGAGCGUCUAGUCAACGAAGCCGAUUUGUCGAGUUUGAACUACCUGCAAGGAAUAAUUUCGGAGACUCUAAGGUUGACCCCAGCAGCUCCUUUGCUAGUGCCACAUUGCGCUUCUAAAGACACUAAAAUUGGAGGGUAUGAUGUACCACGUGAGACGAUUGUAUUGAUUAAUGCUUGGGCUAUUCAUAGAGAUCCAAGCCUUUGGGAAGAUGCCACCCGUUUUAAGCCUGAAAGGCAUGCAAACCCUAUUGGAAUUGACUCAUAUAAAUUUCUACCAUUUGGGUUGGGGAGGAGAGCCUGCCCUGGAGUAGGAAUAGCUCAACGAAUGGCUACCUUAACUUUGGGAAUGUUGAUUCAAUGCUUUGAGUGGGAAAGAGAGGGCAGCUCGUUGGUUGAUAUGAGUGAAGGUGAAGGGGUUACUAUGCCCAAAGCUCAACGAUUGGUAGCAAAGUGUAAACCACGUCCGAUCAUGAAAACCAUUUUUAACGAAGCAGUUCUAUCACAAUAUCCGAAAAGAAUGUGAUUGUCAACCCAAAUUUUCAUGGUUAUUCUUGUAUUAGUUAUUUCAUUGUUCUUGGUUAUUCUUGUAUUAGUUAUUUCAUUGUUCUUGAGGUUUACGAACUCUUGAGAGGUUAUAUGUCCAAAAAUUUUGUAGUGUUUAAAUCG
Messenger RNA from Cucurbita maxima (winter squash), 1670 nucleotides. RefSeq names its product cytochrome P450 81D11-like. Gene Ontology annotation, molecular function: oxidoreductase activity, acting on paired donors, with incorporation or reduction of molecular oxygen; monooxygenase activity; heme binding. Bases 10 to 1527 code for a protein of 505 amino acids. The transcript has 2 exons. NCBI's taxonomy places the organism in Eukaryota, Viridiplantae, Streptophyta, Magnoliopsida, Cucurbitales, Cucurbitaceae. The record is from RefSeq and is a predicted model, not a curated record.